Molecule: messenger RNA, 387 nt
Organism: Trichophyton benhamiae CBS 112371
Lineage: Eukaryota; Fungi; Ascomycota; Eurotiomycetes; Onygenales; Arthrodermataceae
Exons: 1
Coding region: 1-387 (128 amino acids)
Source: RefSeq, a predicted model, not a curated record
AUGAGGUUGAAGUUGAAGUUGAGGUCGAAGUCUCUUUUGACGUCGUCGUUCCUUUUAGCGGGCGGUGAAACCUCAGCGCUGGGCAGAAAGAAGGUAACGUGCCGCCGGCCGCCGCCCAGGGAAAAGAAAAGCAGCACAGCCAGAAAGUCCACCGCCGUGGAUCUCUUUGCUUCUUCUCCUGCUUCUGCUUCUUCUGAUUCUUCUCAUUCUUCAGUCGCCCACUUCGUCUCUCUGGCUAUGUUUUCUUAUUCUUCCUCCUUUGGCUCCUUGCUUUUUCUCUCUCUCCCUCUCUUCCUUUUCUCUUUCAGCCCUUUGGCUUUUUUUCUCCUUACUUUCUCUCAGAAUUUCGUUACCUGGACUAACAGGCAGGAAAAAAGCAAGAAUUAA